AUGGGUGUAGUAGUCUUUGGUAAAUCGAUAAAACAUAACUUUCCUGUCAGAAUCGGAUUAGCCAAAACCAUUUUUGGCAUUGGUCCACACACAGCAUCAAAGAUAAUGGCCAAGGUAGGAAUUUACCCAAAUUGUAGAAUGAACCAAUUAACAGAGCCACAAAUCAUGGAUUUGAAUAAAGAGAUAUCGGAACUAACAGUUGAAGGUCAUUUGAAACAGAAAAUAAAUAAUGAUAUCAAACUAAAAAGAAGUAUUGGCUCAUAUGCUGGUUUUAGACAUGCUUGGGGUUUCCCUGUAAGAGGUCAAAGAACAAAGACCAAUGCUAAUACGGCGAAGAAAUUGAAUAAAUUGGAACGAUUUAGACUUUAG
This is a messenger RNA of Lodderomyces oxycetoniae, 369 nucleotides long. Its product is annotated as mitochondrial 37S ribosomal protein uS13m. Gene Ontology annotation, molecular function: RNA binding; structural constituent of ribosome. The record is from RefSeq and is a predicted model, not a curated record. NCBI's taxonomy places the organism in Eukaryota, Fungi, Ascomycota, Pichiomycetes, Serinales, Debaryomycetaceae. Gene Ontology annotation, cellular component: ribosome; small ribosomal subunit; mitochondrion. The transcript has a single exon. Gene Ontology annotation, biological process: translation. Bases 1 to 369 code for a protein of 122 amino acids.